Molecule: messenger RNA, 2311 nt
Organism: Nymphaea colorata (pocket water lily)
Lineage: Eukaryota; Viridiplantae; Streptophyta; Magnoliopsida; Nymphaeales; Nymphaeaceae
Product: cationic amino acid transporter 5-like
Exons: 1
Coding region: 266-2041 (591 amino acids)
Biological process (GO): amino acid transport; transmembrane transport
Cellular component (GO): plasma membrane
Molecular function (GO): L-glutamate transmembrane transporter activity; L-lysine transmembrane transporter activity
Source: RefSeq, a predicted model, not a curated record
UUCGGAGUUUCUCGUCCAUCUCUUCAAGAAAAAACAGAAAAGGAAAAUUCUUCGCCGAUCCUUAAAAACUAAUGGCCACACGCUGGAAGAUGCAGAUAUCACUCCAUCAUUCUUCUUGUGUAGUCCAUGUGAAGAACACAAGCCAGCCAUGAAAAAAUCUUGCUUUCAUGGUUUUCUUCCUUAGCGCAGAGAACUAACCCAUAGCAACAAAGUAUCACUACUGAAUUUCAUCGUUUGUCCACAGAGAGCAAAGAGAAAGAAAGAAAUGGGAGCCAACGAUGAAGGCAGUGGUGAUGGUGAUACAGAGAUGAGGAGCUACUGGAAAUGGAGCAAGGACGACUUCAUCCCGGAGGAGUCCUUCCAGAGCUGGGGCAGCUACAGAACGGCUCUAUCUCAGACUUGCCAUCGGUUCAAGGACCGAGUUCUUUCCCGAUCGGAUGAGCUUCACGAGAUAUCUGAGGUCAGGAGGCGGAGCGUCAACGACAUGAAGAGGUGUUUGAAUUGGUGGGAUCUCACCUGGUUCGGGUUCGGCUCCGUCAUCGGCGCCGGCAUCUUUGUGCUCACGGGACAAGAGGCUCACAGAGACGCAGGGCCGGCCAUCGUCCUGUCCUAUGUCAUCUCGGGCCUCUCUGCUAUGCUUUCCGUCUUCUGCUACACAGAGUUCGCCAUUGAAAUUCCAGUAGCAGGCGGUUCCUUCGCUUACCUGCGUGUUGAGCUCGGAGACUUCGCAGCCUUCAUCGCCGCUGCCAACAUUCUGCUGGAGAGCAUCAUCGGCACAGCCGCUGUUGCGCGUUCAUGGACAUCUUACUUCACAACUCUGUUGAACCGCGACCCGAAUUCGUUGCGGAUUCAUGUAGAUAGCCUUGCGGAGAACUACAACUACUUAGACCCAAUUGCAGUUGCAGUGCUCUGGAUCGCGUCGAUCAUCGCCAUCACCGGAACUCGGAGAACAUCCCUCAUCAAUUGGUUCUUCACUCUCAUGAACACAGCAGCAAUUAUUCUUGUGAUAGUGGCAAGCUUCUGGCACGCUCAUCCCUCAAACUUACACCCUUUCUUCCCGUUUGGAAUCUCCGGAGUCUUUCGAGCAGCGGCGAUCGUCUAUUUCGCAUACGGAGGAUUCGACAACAUCGCAACCAUGGCGGAGGAGACGAAGAAUCCAUCAAGGGAUAUACCAUUAGGCCUUCUCGGUUCCAUGUCUUUCAUCACAGUGAUCUACUGUGCUAUGUCCCUGGCUCUGGUUAUGAUGCAGAAUUACACGGUAAUUGAUCCCAAUGCAGCAUACUCCAUAGCCUUUGAGAGGGUGGGGAUGCACUGGGUCAAGAUCUUGGUUGCACUAGGUGCGCUCAAGGGGAUGACGACGGUACUGUUGGUCGGCGCGCUGGGGCAGGCUCGCUACACAACUCAUAUAGCAAGAGCUCACAUGAUUCCUCCCCUGUUUGCUCUGGUUCAUCCCAAGACACAGACACCAGUCUAUGCCACCUUACUGGUCACAUCCUUAGGCGGCAUCAUUGCCCUCUUCUCUAGCUUAGACAUCUUGGCAAACCUUCUCUCGAUCAGUACUCUCUUCAUCUUCAUGAUGAUGGCUGUGGCCCUGCUGGUAAGGAGGUACUAUCUCAGAGGAACCACGCCUAGAGAGAAUGUGAACAGGUUGGUGUUCUUCCUGCUUGUUAUAAUUUCUUCCUCCAUUGCUACUUCGUUCUGUUGGGGAAUCAAUCCCAAGAGAUGGAUUGGUUAUACCAUCACAGUUCCUAUCUGGUUCUUGGGGACGGCGGCGAUUGCCUUUUUUCUACCUCAGCAGAGAGUUCCAAAAGUAUGGGGAGUGCCUCUGGUCCCAUGGCUGCCGUCUCUGUCCAUUGCAGUGAACAUCUUUCUCAUGGGGUCCCUGGAUUACCAGUCAUUCAUAAGGUUUGGCGUGUGCACCGUGAUCAUGCUUGUUUAUUAUGUAUUCUUUGGCCUUCAUGCUACGUACGAUCUGGCCCAUCAGAAGAGCAAACCAGUUGUUGCAGAUGGCAAUGGCGUUUUACAGUCUGCUGUGCCUUAAAAGGCUUUGGACAGGCGAGAUUUAGGUAUCAUGACUACAUUAUCUUCCUUUCUGCUUUACAUAUUUGUAUGAUCUACUGCGGUUCGAUUGAUGAUUUGGUGGAAGCACUACUGUAGAUUUGGAGAUGUAGUGUGGAAAAUGAAAUGGAAAAUUCGGCAUAGUUGUGGCUGUAAUCUCUUUAUCUCAUCUCAUGGCAUGAGACAAAAAUGUGGAAAUUGUUUACUUGUGGGACACCUUUGUUCUUUCUUAAAAGAAUGUGACGUUAUUUAA